AUGUCACUCUCCAUCGACGAGCCGACCAACAGCCGGCUAUUCGUGGCUGAGUUCCUCCGCAGCGUGUUUGAACAGUUCGGGAACGUGCAGUUCACCAAAUACCUCAGGGAAAAGGGCGUGGCCUACGUCAAGUAUGACAGGGCCUCCUCAGCUGCACUGGCGAUAGAAAACCUGCAUGAGGUGACGCUGAACGAUGGGGAGGGGCCUCGGCUCAAGGUGCUGCUUGCAGACUCGCCCCACACCAGGACGCUGACUGCGCUGCAGCCACGGCAGGCGCUUGAUGAGCUGCCGUCAGACCCAGACAAUACUCCGCCACGCUCUCGCCUCUUCAUGGUAGUCCCCAAGAGCGCAGAGGGCACUAUCAUAGAGGCCGAGAUGGCUCGGUUUGCGGGCCUGCAGUACUGCAAAACUGACCUCAUCGCCACCAAGGGCAUCGUGUUUGUCAAGUACAGCAAGUCCUCCUCUGCCUGCCUUGCCAUGGAGACGGUGCAGGAAACAGGCAUGGUUGCUGGCUACAAGGUGAAGGUGAUGCUUGCAGAGCCCAAGACUCGGCGUGGUAGCGCUGCCGAUGCCGGCUAUCCUCUAGGACUGGCGCCACGUGGUGGCGCGCCACUGCCGCAGGGCCUGCUGGCGGGCAUGGGAAUGCCUUCUCCCUAUGCUGCCGCCGCCGCCAACGCAUCGCUGCUGUCCUCUCUCAACCCCAGCAUCAUGAACCAGGGGCUUGGGCUCCCCGAAUAUGCGCUUUUGCAAGGCACAGCGGGAGCCACCGGCGGCAGCGGCUUCCAGGCGCCUGGUGCUGCGGCCGCUGCUGCAGCCGCUGUGGGGCUUCACGGCGUGACUAGCUUUAGCGGCAUGAGCAGCCUGAGCGGCGGCAGCAGCAGCAACCUGUUGACGCCGAUGGGCCCAGGCGCCUCGAAGUCGCUCAGCAAAACGCGCCUCUUUGUGGUGGUGCACAAGAGCGUGGGCGAUGAAGCCCUGUCCCGUAUUUUCCGUGCCUUCCCUGGCAUGGAGUAUUGCGAUCUGAAGAAGGAUCGGCUGUCCGGGCGCUCUAAGGGGUACUGUUACGUGUCGUAUGCUGCUCCCGAGUCGGCGGCGGCGGCCCAGGCACAGCUGAACGGUGUUGAGUUCCCGCCUGGGUCGGGCUACAAGCUGAAGGUCAUGUUUGCAGAGCCGUUGGGCGCCCGUCCCAUGCGGUGCCCUGGAGACAGCCUGCUGCCCGCCGAUGCUGAUGCUGCCAGCGCCAGCAGCGGUGGCUACCUUUCAGCCGGCCCCACCGCUGCUGCCGCAACCUCUGAAGAGAAUGUGGCAGCGGCAGCAGCGGCGGCAGUGGCGGCGGGCAUGCACCACAGCUAUCUUGCGGCGUCGCCGCAGGAAGGCGCCUGCAGCACCAGCAUGCAGCUGCACACGCCAAUGACAGGUGAGUCUACAGCAGGCAUGCUGCAGAGCAGCAGCUACACCGUGUCUGGCGAGCCAUCCCCCAUCUCCCGCAGCGGUGGUGGCGGCGCCAUGCACGCUGCUGGCGGCGCCGGCGGCGCGCCCUCGGCCCAUUCCUCACCGCUGCGCCCGAGUAUGGGCGGCCUGCUGGACGGCUCAGACCUGGCUGCGGUGCAGAGCGGCCUGGCAAACAUGGCGUUGCAGGAGAAUGGGCUGCAUUCUCCUGCCUCUGGCACCACAGCCAUGUCAGGCCCCACAAUCAGCGAUGGAGCCACAAGCUCCUGGAGGGCGCUCUCGCCCGACCACCUGCAGCAGCAGCAACAACAGGCGGCAGCCGAGGCGGCAGCUGUCAUGCAGCAGCACCAGCAACGCCCUGGCUCAGCCUCCAUGUCUCCGCUGCAGCAUGCCGCGGUGGCAGCGGCACAGCAGGCCAGCAGCGCCUUGGGGUCUGCUGGCGUCAGCCCCAUCAAGUCGCUGGGCUUGCAGCACGAUGAAACCGUGGUGUACAGCGCGCUCAGCAGGCCGCUGCCAGACUAUGCGCUCACCCAUGUGUUUUCGCAAGUCGGCCCAGUGGAGUUUGUGCGUGUGCUGGCAGAUGAGCGGGUGGCCAUGGUCAAGUAUGUGAGCAGCGAAGGUGCCCGCCUGGCCGUAGGCAACCUCAAUGGCACAGAGGUGCUGGGCGAGGUGCUGCACGUCCGCCACUCACCCCCCCUGCCGCUGCAUGUGCGCAUGACGCCGUGA
This is a messenger RNA of Chlorella variabilis, 2175 nucleotides long. RefSeq lists its product as hypothetical. NCBI's taxonomy places the organism in Eukaryota, Viridiplantae, Chlorophyta, Trebouxiophyceae, Chlorellales, Chlorellaceae. The record is from RefSeq and is a predicted model, not a curated record. Bases 1 to 2175 code for a protein of 724 amino acids. Gene Ontology annotation, molecular function: RNA binding. The transcript is spliced from 13 exons.